Molecule: messenger RNA, 2564 nt
Organism: Myotis davidii
Lineage: Eukaryota; Metazoa; Chordata; Mammalia; Chiroptera; Vespertilionidae
Gene: AVPR1A
Product: arginine vasopressin receptor 1A
Exons: 2
Coding region: 31-1224 (397 amino acids)
Biological process (GO): regulation of systemic arterial blood pressure by vasopressin; G protein-coupled receptor signaling pathway; positive regulation of vasoconstriction
Cellular component (GO): membrane
Molecular function (GO): peptide binding; vasopressin receptor activity
Source: RefSeq, a predicted model, not a curated record
CGGAGGUCGAGGCGCCGCUGCCCGGACAGGAUGCGUUUCGCCAGAGGCAACUCCAGCGGGGACAACGCCACUCGGGAAGGCGGGGGUCCGCCGAGGGACGGGCGCGACGAGGAGCUGGCCAAGGCGGAGGUCGCUGUGCUAGCCGUGAUUUUCGUGGUGGCCGUGCUGGGGAACAGUAGCGUGCUGCUGGCGCUGCACCGCACGCCCCGCAAGACGUCCCGCAUGCACCUCUUCAUUCGCCACCUGAGCCUGGCCGACCUGGCUGUGGCUUUCUUCCAGGUGCUGCCGCAGAUGUGCUGGGAAAUCACCCACCGGUUCCGGGGACCCGACGGGCUGUGCCGCGUGGUGAAGCACCUGCAGGUGUUCGUCAUGUUCGUGUCGGCGUACAUGCUGGUGGUCAUGACCGCGGACCGCUACAUCGCCGUGUGCCACCCGCUGAAGACGCUGCAGCAGCCCGCGCGCCGCUCGCGCCUCAUGAUCGCCGCCGCCUGGGCGCUGAGCUUCGUGCUGAGCACGCCGCAGUACUUCGUCUUCUCCGUGGUCGAGGUGGACAACGUCACCAAGGUCUGCGACUGCUGGGCCAGCUUCAUCCAGCCCUGGGGUCCCCGCGCCUAUGUGACCUGGAUGACCAGCGGCAUCUUCGUGGUGCCGGUGAUCAUCCUGAGCACCUGUUACGGCUUCAUCUGCUACCACAUCUGGCGCAACGUCCGCGGGAAGACGGUGCCCCGCGAGGGCAAGGGCGCCCAGGGCACUGGCGGCGCCUUCCACAACGGGCUCCUGCUCGAGCCCUGUGUCAGCAGCGUGAAGAUCAUCUCGCGCGCCAAGAUCCGCACGGUGAAGAUGACCUUCGUGAUCGUGACGGCUUACAUCGUUUGCUGGACGCCCUUCUUCGUCGUCCAGAUGUGGUCCGUCUGGGAUGAGAAGUUGCCCUGGGCCGAUUCGGAAAACCCAGCCAUCACCAUCCCUGCAUUGCUGGCUUCCUUGAAUAGUUGCUGCAACCCCUGGAUAUACAUGUUUUUUAGUGGCCAUCUCCUGCAAGACUGUGUCCAAAGCUUCCUGUGCUGCCACAACAUGAAGCAAGCAUUCAACAAAGAAGAUUCUGACAGUAUGAGCAGAAGACAGACUUCUUACACUAUCAACCGGAGCCCGACAAACAGUGUGGGUGCUUGGAAGGACUCACCUAAAUCUUCCAAGUUCAUAAAAUUUAUUCCUGUUUCAACCUGAGCCCCUCAUUCAUGCAACUGACUCUUGGGACAGACUUUCUUGCCCAUUGGCUGAAUCCGGCUCACAAUCUUGAGAACAAAUGAACUAUAUCAAAUAAGCAUAUGUCAAUUUGUUGGGUAUAAGACUGUGUUUCUGGUUGCAUUUUCAUAUUGCUAUGACCAAAUGCUAUGAAUUGGUUUAUACAGAAUGAUAAUAAAAACAUGCUACACUAAAAUGGUCAGGCCUAAUUCCCAGAAUAUAACAAGUUCCUGAAGGAAAUAUCACAGAUGUUUCUAAAGGAAAAAUCUUGACCAUCCUGACGUUAUAUUUUAUUGUUGGUUUCUUCUCUUUUUACUUCUGAUAUAACUAAGGUUUGAUUGGUUUAGAAGUCAUAUAAUGUAGGGGCCUUAUUUCUGAACAAAGUGAGCUCACCAUCCAUCAGCGUUAGAGUUGGAAACAAAUCAGAAAAGACAUCAAAGAAAUUGUUUCCAUUCAAUAAAAUCAAUUUAUACAUCAGAAAAUGCGGCCUCAACCAGUGGCCUAGAGAUGGGAUGGCGCCUUGGAGAAGCAUGAGCAGGGGCGUGUCUGGUUCAGAGUGGAAAGAAGAAAGUUUUAUUAGAAGCUAUAAAUCACCUAAAAUUCCAAAACAGGAAGUUUAGAACUGUCAGUUCCCUCCUUUUGGUUCCUCGGUGCUUUAUUGGUUGUGAAAUGCCAAUGGACUAAGAUGCAGAAGGUUAGAAAAACGUGUCAACUCACUGAUAAUACUUUUCUUCUCCUGCAAGGUUGUUCUAAAUUCACAGUUGUAUCAGGAAUACUCAGUUUUAUUAGAAAAGUAGAAGCGGAUUGCCCAGGGUACUAUGCAGACUUUCUCUAGAACAGUGUAAACAUGUUUUGACCAGUGUCAAACUAUAACACUGCCAUUGGUCAAUACCCUUUUACAAAACGGUUUGCUAGAUAUUAACAUGAUCAUUGCUUUACAGUUGGGGAUUCCAGACUCAUAGAUAAGAAAGUCUGCUAAAGAGUGACUCGAGACAUAUAAUGUCCCCUAGCAUUUAAUUAAAAAUAACUUGGUUUUUCCUUCCCAUCUCCCACCCUUUUAACAGUGUGGAUAGAAGAAAGGCAGGGUUUCUACCAGGAUGCAGAGGGAGAUAGAAAAAAUAAAAAAAACUGCUCUGUACCUCCUCUGGUUUUCUUCAUUGUUAAAUGCAUGACUUUAGGCAAAGUCUUUAAAAAUACAUAAAGCCUCUAUGUCCUUGGCUAUACAAUGGAGUUGAUAACUCUCCUCACAGAGCCACUGUGAGGACUAAAUGAAAUAAGUGUGUAAAAGAUCUUCAUAAAUAAACUGCCAAGUGCUAUACAAA